Messenger RNA from Symbiodinium sp. CCMP2592, 258 nucleotides. The record is from the annotation of a GenBank genome assembly. Lineage: Eukaryota; Dinophyceae; Suessiales; Symbiodiniaceae.
AUGCUCUUCGCUGCACCGGCCAGCGUGAGGACUUCUGCGCGGCGGCGAGCAAUGGCUGUCCUGAGACUUGCGAUCUGGCAACACACCGCUGGUGCUAUGGCCUGUCCUUCACAGCGGAUGGCCGGCGCACCGAGCUUGUCUAGCUUGUGCAAGCUUUGUCAACAGUUCUGCAAGUUCCGUAAAGUGCGGAUCGACCCCGUCUCGCUAUCUCGCUCUCACUUCCGCCCUCUGCUUUUUCAUCAGCGAACCUGGGCUUGA